AUGGAUAUAACAACCACAUUACCAAUUAAUCCCACCACCAUCGCUACCGAUACAGCUUCUACUUCCACAUCUAACAAUGCUACCACAGCAACCUCUUCUACAAACGGAAAAUUUCCCUCGGUGGAAGGACGCGAUCCUGCUUAUUUUUCAUACUAUGCCAUGCUCCAGCAUCAGCAAAACAUGCUUCAAGAUACUGUACGUACUUCGACUUACCGUUCAGCCAUAUUGAUAAAUGGUCCAGCGUGCUUUCAAAAUAAAUUGAUUUUGGACGUUGGUGCUGGAUCGGGGAUUCUAUCGUAUUUUGCGGUUCAAGCAGGCGCAAGCAAGGUCUAUGCUAUAGAAGCUUCUCAAAUGGCCGAAAAAAUGAAGAAAAUUAUCGAUGUUGCAAAUUCUUCUGAUUUGAAUUCCUUGGGUAAAAAUUCAUUUUUGAAAAAUAAAGUUGAAGUGAUUCAAGCAAAAAUCGAAGACUCAAAUUUACAAAUUCCACAAGUUGACACCAUAAUUUCUGAACCAAUUGGUGUUUUAUUAAUACAUGAAAGAAUGUUGGAAAGUUAUUUGUAUGCAAGAGAUCAUUAUUUGAAACCUGGCGGUUCUUUAUUCCCAUCAAGUGGCACAAUCCAUUUGGCACCUUUUACCGAUGCUGCUUUGUGGAGCGAAACAAUGGGAAAAGCUAGAUUUUGGGAACAACAAUCAUUCUAUGGUGUAGACCUUUCCUCGUUAUACUCGGAUGCAAAAGAUGAAAUGUUUGGCAUGCCCGUUGUUGGUUGUUUCGAUCCACGUACUUUGAUCGCACAACCUACUCCUUGUGGAUUUCCCAUCGAUUUCUAUACGGUAACGUUGGAAGAACUUCAAGAUUUAACAAUACCUUUUUACUGGCAAGCAUCCUACACCGGUAUCAUUCAUGGGAUAGCAGGAUGGUUUGAUUUGUAUUUUACUCCGCCACCAUUCGUCAUUCCACAAAGCGGUCAAAUAUUCAUGUCCACCAGUCCAACAUCAGAGCGCACUCAUUGGCAACAAGUCAGAUUCUUGUUGAAAGAACCAUUGGCUGUCAAUGCUGGUCAGACCAUUCAAGGUUGGAUGAGAUGUGUGGUCAAUGACAUGCGUUCUUAUACUAUAGAAAUUGAAAUUUUAGCUGGUGAUGGCGGUGUUGAUUUAGACGUUACUGUGUUGGUAGGUGAUAACACUGCUGCUACUAUUAAUACUUCUACUGCCGGCAAUACUAACAAUAAUAAUGAUGUCGAAGGUAAUAAUAAUUUUGUAGAUGGUAGUUUUAUUAUUUAA
This is a messenger RNA of Entrophospora candida, 1281 nucleotides long. NCBI's taxonomy places the organism in Eukaryota, Fungi, Glomeromycota, Glomeromycetes, Entrophosporales, Entrophosporaceae. The record is from the annotation of a GenBank genome assembly.